Molecule: messenger RNA, 456 nt
Organism: Gamsiella multidivaricata
Lineage: Eukaryota; Fungi; Mortierellomycota; Mortierellomycetes; Mortierellales; Mortierellaceae
Product: putative 60S ribosomal protein L27A
Exons: 4
Coding region: 12-455 (147 amino acids)
Biological process (GO): translation
Cellular component (GO): ribosome; cytosolic large ribosomal subunit
Molecular function (GO): structural constituent of ribosome
Source: RefSeq, a predicted model, not a curated record
UCUUUAUAAAAAUGCCUACCCGUCUGCAUCACAACCGCAAGAAGAGAGGUCACGUCUCUGCCGGUCACGGUCGUGUUGGCAAGCACCGCAAGCAUCCCGGAGGUCGUGGUCUUGCUGGUGGUCAGCACCACCACCGUAUCAACAUGGACAAGUACCAUCCCGGAUACUUCGGUAAGGUCGGUAUGCGUCGCUUCCACUUGACUCGCAACGGCCAGCACCGCCCCAUUGUCAACUUGGACACUCUCUGGACCCUCGUCUCCGAGCAGACUCGCAAGAACGCUGUCAAGAACACUGAGGUUGUCCCCGUCAUUGACACUCUCCGUGCUGGAUACGGCAAGGUCCUUGCCAAGGGUCGUCUCCCCGAGCAGCCCGUCAUUGUCAAGGCCCGCUUUGUCUCUCGCGCUGCCGAGCAGAAGAUCAAGGCUGUUGGUGGUGCCGUUCAGUUGGUUGCUUAAA